GGCGACGACUGGAGCGGCCGGGGCGGCGGCGGCUGUGGGCUCAGCUCCUUGUUGGGGAUUCGGCGGCGGCGGCGGCGGCGGCGGCGGCGGCUCGGGCACGCGCUUCCUAGUGACGCAGGCGGUGGGAUUGUAGCUCUGUACUGAGGGCCCAUGGCUGGGGCAGCGCACAGCUCACAGGUCAAGCGGACCCCUCGGCGCGGAGGAAUUGUUUCCCACCGGAGUAUUUAUCUAAAGGACCGGAAAAGGGUCCGGAAGUGCUUGGAGGUCAGACACUCUUGAGCCUAAGCCCGCGAAGUUCCGACCUACUGGCGACCGGCAGGGGGAAUUUUGUCUCAUAGACACACACACACAGCCAGCAAGCCUACUUCUGAGAAUAGACUUGAGAUGCCCCAAAUCACCCUGAGUGGUGUGACAGUGGACUUCCCCUUCCAGCCAUACAAAUGCCAAGAGGAGUACAUGACCAAGGUCCUGGAGUGUCUGCAGAAGAGUGUGAAUGGCAUCCUGGAGAGCCCCACAGGCACUGGGAAGACUCUGUGCCUGCUCUGUGCCACACUGGCCUGGCGGGAACACCUCCGAGACACCAUCUCUGCCCGGAAGAUUGCCGAGAGGACAGAAGGGGAGCUCUUCUCCCACCGGGCCUUGGCAUCCUGGGGGAAUGCAGCCACCGAUGGAGAUGCUAUAGCUUGCUACAUGGACAUCCCCAAGAUCAUCUAUGCCUCCAGGACCCACUCACAGCUCACACAAGUCAUCAGCGAGCUUCGGAAUACUUCCUACCGGCCCCGGGUAUGUGUGCUGGGCUCUCGGGAACAGCUGUGCAUCCACCCUGAGGUGAAGAAGCAAGAGAGUAACAUGCACAUGCAGAUUCACCUGUGCCGCAAGAAGGUGACGAGCCGCUCCUGUCACUUCUACAACAACGUGGAAGAGAAGAGCCUAGAGGAGGAACUGGCCACCCCAAUCCUGGACAUCGAGGACCUGGUUCGCGGUGGGAACAAGCACAAGGUGUGUCCUUACUACCUGUCCCGGAACCUGAGGCAGCAGGCUGACAUCAUCUUCAUGCCCUACAACUACCUGCUGGACAGCAAGAGCCGCCGGGCACAUGGCAUCGACCUGAAGGGCACAGUAGUGAUCUUUGACGAAGCACACAACGUGGAGAAGAUGUGUGAGGAGUCAGCCUCCUUUGACCUAACUCCACACGACGUAGCUUCUGGACUGGACAUCCUGGACCAGGUUUUGGAGGAGCAGACCAAGGCAGCACAGCAUGGCGAGCUGUACCCUGAGUUCAGUGCAGACUCCAACACAGGACUGAAGCUGGAGCUGGAAGAUCUGGCCAAGCUGAAGAUGAUCCUGUUGCGUCUGGAAGCAGCCAUUGAUGCUAUCCAGCUGCCUGGAGACGACGGCGGUGUCACAAAGCCAGGGAGCUACAUCUUUCAGCUGUUUGCUGAGGCCCAGAUUACUUCUCAGAGCAAGAGCUGCAUCCUUGACUCCCUGGACCAGAUCAUCCAGCACCUGGCAGGACGUGCUGGGCUCUUCACCAACACAGCGGGCCUGCAGAAGCUGGCCGACAUCAUUCAGAUCGUGUUCAGUGCUGAUCCAGACUGUAUCCCUUCCAUGGGGGGACUCGGGGCCUCCCAGUCAUACAAGGUGCACAUCCAUGCUGACACCAGCCACCGGAAGGCAGCUCAACGCUCAGGCGCCUGGAACGCGACUGUGAGCAGAAAGCCAGGGAAGGUGCUGAGCUACUGGUGCUUCAGCCCAGGCUAUACCAUGCGGGAGCUGGUCCAGCAGGGGGUGCGUACACUCAUCCUCACCAGUGGCACACUGGCCCCUGUGUCCUCCUUUGCCCUGGAGAUGCAGAUCCCCUUCCCCGUGCGCUUGGAGAACCCCCACGUCAUCCAGCAGCACCAGGUCUGGGUGGGGAUCGUCCCCAAAGGCCCUGACGGAGCCCAGCUGAGUUCAGCUUUUGACAAACGUUUCUCCAAGGAGUGCUUAUCAUCUCUGGGCAAGGCGCUAGGCAACAUCGCCCGAGUGGUCCCCCAUGGGCUCCUGGUCUUCUUUCCUUCUUACCCUGUCAUGGAGAAGAGCCUGGAGUUCUGGCAGGCUCAUGAUUUCUCCAAGAAGCUGGAGGCACUGAAGCCCAUCUUUGUGGAGCCACGGAGCAAAGGGGGCUUCUCUGAGGUGAUGGAGGCCUACUAUGCUCGGGUUGCUGCCCCAGGCUCCAGUGGGGCUACCUUCUUGGCUGUGUGUCGAGGGAAGGCCAGUGAGGGGCUGGACUUUGCAGAUACCAAUGGUCGGGGCGUGAUCAUCACGGGGCUCCCAUACCCCCCACGCAUGGAUCCCCGGGUGGUGCUCAAAAUGCAGUUUUUGGAUGAGAUGAGGAGUCAGAGCGGAGCAGGUGGCCAGUUCCUCUCCGGGCAUGAUUGGUACCGGCAGCAAGCAUCCAGGGCAGUGAACCAGGCCAUCGGGCGGGUUAUCCGGCAUCGCCAUGACUAUGGAGCUGUCUUUCUCUGUGACCACAGGUUCACCCAUGUAGAUGCCAGAGCCCAGCUGCCUUCCUGGGUGCGCCCCCAUGUCCGAGUCUACACCAACUUCGGCCCCGUCAUCCGGGAUGUGGCUCACUUCUUCCGUGUGGCUCAGAAAGUUAUGCCUGUGCCAGUCCCCCGAGUUGCUGUUCUGAGUCUGGGUGAGGGAGAAGGUGCAGCGGCCUCAGAGCCCAUCCCCCUGUCUGCCAGGAAGGCCCGUUGCCUGGACCUGCAUGUCCCCAGUCUGAGGCGGGCACACACAGGUUCACCCCCUGCCUUGGACCCUGAAGCCAACGUGUGUACAGAGUACACACAGGAGCCUGCCCAGGUGCCGACGAGGCCCAGAGGGCUGCUGGCUGCCCUGGAGCAUAGUGAGCAGUUGGCCGGGGGCCUCUGGGACGAGGACCAGGACAGCUCGGAGGAGUGUGAGGCGAGACCAGCAGACAAGCAGCGAGGAGGGAGGAAGAAGAUUAGACUGGUCAGACACCAGGAGGGACCAGCUGAGGGCAUGCAUCAUCAGGACAAGGCCAAGCUAUUCAUGGUGGUUGUGAAGCAGGCACUGAGCCAGAGCAGCUUCAGCGCCUUCACGCGGGCCCUGCAGCACUACAAGGCCUCCGAUGACUUCCAAGCCCUAGUGGCCCGCCUCCAACCCCUCUUUGCUGAGGACCCCAAGAAGCACAACCUGCUGCGAGGCUUCUACCAGUUCGUGCGGCCACACCACAAGCAGCACUUUGAGGAGGUCUGCCUGCAGCUGACAGGCCAGGGCUGUGGUUUCCAGCCCAGGAGCAGCCUUCCUGGGAAGCAGCAGCAGUCAGCCCCCAGUGGGAAGAGGGAGCCAUCCCAGAGCACAGUGGGGCAGUUGGAUGUCAGGGAGCACCUGAACCAAGGUGGGCCCCACCUGGACAGCGGAGCAGCCCUAGCAGGUAGCCAGGAGCAUGGCUGUCCUGGGGCAGGUGGUAGUUUUGAACCCCCAGGGUGCCAGAGGCCUUGCCUCCCACCAGGAGCCCCAGUCCUGGAGAAGCACAACCAGUCAGCAGCCAGCACCUACCUGGCAGAUACUCGAAGUGCCCUAGGCGCCACAGCCUGCAGCCAGCUCCUGGUGGCACUGACAGCCUAUAAGCAGGAUGAUGACUUUGACAAGGUGGUGGCAGUGGUGGCUGCUCUCACCACAUCGAGGCCUGAGGACUUCCCCCUGCUACAGAGGUUCAGCAUGUUUGUGCGGCCCCACCACAAGCAGCGUUUCUGGCAGACCUGUGCUGACUUGACUGGCCUGCCUACCCCUGGCACCAAGCAGCUGGGACCCCAGGAGGGGUGCCCCUCCACACCUCCAGACGUCGACCUCAGGGACCCAAGGCCAGGCUCCCCCCUGCCAGAGACCUCCGGGGAGACCCAGGACGGUGCUGCCUUCCAUCCAGAAGUGCCAGCUGGUGAGGCAGGCACUCCAGAGCAGGUCCCUCCAGCCCCCCACAGGCCUGUGUUGUCAGUGACAGGCAAGUAUUGGAGUGGAAUGGUGUGCAGGGGCUGCGAGACAGCCAGUGUGCUCUUCCAGUGUCCCUUCUGUGACUUCCACCGCUGCCGUGCCUGCUGGAAACUCCACUUCCAGGCCUCCAGGACAUGCCCAGCCUGCCACAAGUCUGUCAGGAUGCAGAGGCUCUCACAGGUGUUCUGGCCAGAGCUGCAGUGAUAGCCCAAGACUCUGCAAGGUCAGCUACAGUGAGGCAUCCACCGAGGGCACAAUCCUCACGCUCCUGCUGGUUGCCCACAGCGGCCAGACCCAGGCAGGAGCCCAAUAUCCACAGGAACUGCUGAUGGCAGCUGCUCU
Molecule: messenger RNA, 4341 nt
Organism: Erinaceus europaeus (western European hedgehog)
Lineage: Eukaryota; Metazoa; Chordata; Mammalia; Eulipotyphla; Erinaceidae
Gene: RTEL1
Product: regulator of telomere elongation helicase 1
Exons: 35
Coding region: 385-4203 (1272 amino acids)
Biological process (GO): DNA replication; negative regulation of t-circle formation; DNA recombination
Cellular component (GO): nucleus
Molecular function (GO): hydrolase activity, acting on acid anhydrides, in phosphorus-containing anhydrides; DNA helicase activity; ATP binding
Source: RefSeq, a predicted model, not a curated record